CCAGCUGCUGGCAAAGCAGUCUUGGUUCGAUGCCCACCCCAGACGCUGAAUCGAUUGCGAACACUCAACGAGGCAGAGGUCAUCACCCUCUUCACACCUGUGGUCCCUCACUCGCCAUCGACAUCCUUGGUCAAGGACAUGGAUCCCUUCGAACCCUUAGGACGUGCUCUACCAAGACAAGUCCGCCAUGUACCGUUCCGCAUGGAUCUCGGCAUGACCGACUUGCAUCCGUACUUCUUGCCCGCGAGCGGGGUCGUUGUGGUUGUCAUCUGCGCUACAGAGAACGUGCUCGGACAUAGCCCGGAGGCUUUUGAGCGGCAGCUCAAAUUCACUCGAAGCAUCACGCGUAAGGUCGAGAAGGAUACGUCAAUGACAUCGGUACCUGUCGUUCUUCUGGUCAUUGUCAGUAAUGGCGCGAAGAUGGAAGCACAUGUGCAGGCACUAAGCGACUUCCCUACUCUUGUUACUAUCGACGACUACACUCCGGCCACGCUCGAGCGUGCGGUCCAUGUUCUCUUCGGAUGA
Molecule: messenger RNA, 525 nt
Organism: Macroventuria anomochaeta
Lineage: Eukaryota; Fungi; Ascomycota; Dothideomycetes; Pleosporales; Didymellaceae
Exons: 1
Source: RefSeq, a predicted model, not a curated record